AGCUACCCCCACCACACCGGCGGCCACCAUGGCCAGCGGCGGCGGCGGCGACGUCUCCGCCGUCUACACCUCCGUCAUCGAUGACGUCGUCGCAAAGGUCCGGAAGGAGUUCCUCAACCACGGCCUCGGCGACGGCGUCCUCACCCAGCUCCGGGCACUCUGGGAGGCGAAGAUGGUCCACUGCGGCGCCCUCUCUGGCACCACGGCGCCGGCCCCUGGAGGCGGAGGGCGGGCAACCCCGCCGGCGCCGCCCUCCUACGACGAGGGGUACUACGGCUACGCCACCCCCACCGCCGAGAUGCUGUUCCCUCCGACGCCGAUCCCGACCCCGAUCCGGACGCCGCUUCGGUCGCCGAUCAGCGGCAUGAGAAACGACGGGGCGGUGAAGGAAGAAGAAGGGGCUGAGCGGCCCAAAUUUGGCCGCCCGAGCCCUUAUUACGUGCCGCCGUCGCCGUUCCCGUGGUUGAACCAGAGCCGCCCGCUGGGGGCCGAUGUGGACAUUGCCUAUCAGGAGAGCCUCGAGGACCCGGACACGGCGCCGCGGACUAGAGAUUUCCUCACGAUGUGUCCAGGGAAACGCAAGAGGGGCGAUGAUGAAUUUCCUGGCCAGCGAUCCUCUGCUUCUGCCCUGCCACAACAGGAUGAGAGUGCAGAUCAGACCGUCGAAUUUUUCUUGCCACAUUCAUCAGAGGGCAAUGCUGCUCAAGAGCUGUGGGAUUCCAUCAUGGACAAGCGAGGAUCAACGCCAUCUGUCAAAGAAACAACAAGGACGGCUCGAGUUAUUCCUCAACUGGAUGGGGUUCAAGGCGAUGGCUACUAUGAUUAUCAAUAUUUCUUCCCAGGAGGAGUCUCAACUGAAGAUUAUGAUGAUGAUGAACCUCCUCUUAAUGAAGAUGACGAUGACGACGAUGAAGAUGAGUUAAAGGACUCUGAGCCUAACGCACAGCACCUUGUCCUGGCACAAUUCGACAAAGUGUCGAGGACAAAAAAUCGUUGGAGAUGCAGUUUAAAGGAUGGGAUUAUGCAUUUGAACGGCAGAGAAAUUCUAUUCAAAAAGGCGUCUGGAGAGUUUGAUUUUUGAUCAAUUUCUGAUUCAAGAAGCUGAUCCUGUAAAAAUGUUAUUGAAUUGGAAAUUGC
Messenger RNA from Brachypodium distachyon (stiff brome), 1137 nucleotides. RefSeq names its product transcription initiation factor IIA subunit 1. Gene Ontology annotation, biological process: transcription initiation at RNA polymerase II promoter; transcription by RNA polymerase II. Lineage: Eukaryota; Viridiplantae; Streptophyta; Magnoliopsida; Poales; Poaceae. Gene Ontology annotation, cellular component: transcription factor TFIIA complex. The record is from RefSeq and is a predicted model, not a curated record.